CUGCAUCAAUCUUCAAUUUGAUGCUAAUUUACUUGCUAACUUAGCUCGUGGCCGAGAUGAAAAUAAGGCCACUGCAAUGACUCACUGAAGCUGAACAGAAGAAUAACUAGUGGUAGAUGUGCAAUUUUUCUCUUGCCAUGUUAACAAGUAGAAGCCGUGGAUGUAUUCUUAUUUUCGUCUCUACAUCUAUUGAUUCUGAGAAUAAGAAUAUGAACAUUAUUCAACGAGAAGUGAGUGGGAUAUAAGUGAAUCCAAGAGCAAGAAAUCAUGGCUCUUGUUGAGGACGUGCGUUGUGUCAACUGUGGGGAAUCCCUCGAUGAAAGCAUAUUCGGGGCGCUUUACAGAGGAUAUCCAUGCUGUCAACGAUGUUGGGCUCGCCUCGAGAAGCUGGCGGAACGAAAUCAAGCUGCCGAAAAGGCAGGUAUCAUCACGGCCUCGUCUGGUACAGCCGGUAAUUCUCUCCACUAUAAUUUUCAUUCUUAGUUCAUCCGGCUCCGCAACAUUCAAUGAUAAUAAAUUUGAAAUUUAUACUAGUCACUGGCAUGAUCCGCCUCACGGUCACGACAUGCACGGUCACGACAUGUUGAUGUUUGUUUUUGAAAAUUCUAUUGAUUUUUGUCCAGGUUCGAGUUUGCACCCGAUCCUGGACGUUAUUCCACCUGGUGUGCCGAAACUGAUUCUUACGACUGCGGCAGUUGGUGUGUGCUCAAAGUUGGCGCUUCGUAGUGGCAAGUCGCUCCUGCGAAGUGGUGUGGCAGGAGGUGGCCAAGCCCUAGAGAAUUUUCUCGAUAUGGCAAAAUCCGCUGGUCUACGCCCUCCUCAUCUGGAUACGAUAGAGGAAAUCAAAGCGCAUCCGGUAGAUGCGGUACAGGAUGCCUAUGUGAAUAGCCAGCGCACUGAUGAGUUCCAGCCACCGUGGUCGCCAUACUAUACGGCCCCAGGCGUUCCGGGCAACAACCCUCUGUAUCCGUUCGCAAAUAACCUGCCGGAAGACGUGAUGCAGCAGAUGGCAAGCGGAGCAGCGCUCCAGAACAACACCACGGGGGCCAACUACUACCCGCCAACAGGUGACGAGGAGGCGCUGGGAGAUCUAGGCAAGAACGAGAUGGAUCCAAAUGCGGAGAUCGACGAACGAAUGCUAGAGAGGAUGGCUAAUUCCUCAGGUUUUGAUGUCAACGCUGCACCCAUUGAAGGGUCCUCAUCAGCGCCGGGCUCGCCGCUCGCGAAUAUUCCUACCGGUCCUGGCGAUGGCGCGAUUCCGGGGAACGGUGCUGCAAGUUCGCUCUUCACCCCCGUUUCGCUUGGCUCGCGUCUAGUAAAUUGGCUUUCAGGCAUGGCGGGCAUCGAAAGCUCAAAUGUACCCAAGGGUUUUGUCCGAGGGCCCAAUGGUGCUGUAAUUCCAGCGAUGCCGCCGGAUCUGCCGCACAAUGCGAAUCCGGGACGGGCAUUCAAUUUUAUGGAAACGGAGACUUCAUUGUUAGAAAAUCAUCUGCAUUCAUUUUCGCAGAAUCACAAUGACAAAGGCAGUAAUAUUCUAGUAUACAACCGCGUGUUGCCCGUGGGCUGGAGAGUGCUGCAUUGAAGAUUGGCAUGACGUUCACACUGAACUUAGAAAGUGGGUCUAGGUUGAUUAAGCAGUUACUCAGGUAUGCUACAAAAUGACUUUUCCUGCUCUUGUGCCAGUUUUCCAAUCCUCCUUCAUGUGAGACGCCGAAGCGGGCGCGAAACUCGCUGCACAGGCAAAUGCGAGUGCCGCGUACCUUGCCUUUCCGCCUCGCGGUGGGCCGUCGGCGCGGAGAUUGUGGAGCAUCGAUUUUCCGCUAGGUCUUGGUCGGGUCGAGUUCGGACAGACGCCGGGAGAAAUGGCUGGCCACUUCGUUAUCGGUCCGGUGUAUCAUGCGGUGAAAGCGGCGCUCGAUACAGCAGCGGACUUUUUGGGUCCCCAAGAAGGCGAAGCAGAAGGCACUGCAGAGGCGCGCAAUCUCUUCCUUGAUUCUCGGGCUCGAAGCAAUGUCGCAUCGGCCGCGGCUAUCCUCAAUGAAGCGGGCGGCCUUGGGGAGCUGGCAAAAGAUAUUGCCGCAGCGGCAUAAAACAUUGUUGUGCAGACGCUCUAGGUUAGAGCUGCGAUUGCAGUUUCGAUUUUACCAAGCACUUUCGCGCGAUGUGCGGUCCCUGACCCUGGAAUCGAUAGCGUUCCCCUCCCACGGACAACAUCUUUGUUCUGGAAGGCGAAGGUCAUGAUAGAGGUGCUUUGUGAUUUGAUUUAUGUUCGAUAGUAUUGGUAUGGCAUAAGAAAAUGAAAAGUGACGACCCUCUCCUCAAUAUGCAGAUCCGUUUACAAGACUGGCAUCGACUCCGAAAUGAACUAUCUUAAUAUCCUCAGACGCAAGGCACCAGAGGUAAAACUUGAAGUUACUUAUGAUGUCGAUGGAGUCUCGCAUAUAUUCACAGGCUACGAGGUAGUUAGAGGCUGUUGACUCAAAAACAAUGAUGAGCGAAACAGAAUGAUUUCUAAUCUUCAAAUGUCAAAAUAAACGUAAAUCUUAAGGUAGACCGUGAUUGAGUUCGCCACGCUUUGUUUGAAAUGAUUACUAAAGAUAUUGACAUUUUUGCAAGCAAUGAGAAUGACUGCACAUGGAUAUUGCUUCGUUUUAUGGUCUUGGUCAUGCCGUGGCAGGUGAACUUCGAUGACUAGGAGGUACUAGCAAUAUCGCUCCAUAGAACUUUUCUAGUUCUAUUUAUUGUCGAGAUGAAGUCGCAUGCUGAUACUGGUUGAUUUCUUGCCCAGAAAGAGGUUUGUUUUUGUGCAAUUAAUUGCCAAGAAAAAUCAAGGAGGUUGAACGUGAACCACAUAAGGAUAAGGUGAGGCAUGAGAGAAUCCUCGUUGGGUCGUGCUAUUUUUUAGUGUUCCUGAUGAUAAGUAUUCUUGUUUUUAGUAGUGUGGAUCCGCGAAUGCGUGAGCCAUUUUUAUUUGCGACCCGUCAACCAGUUUUAGGAUACAAACGAGAC
This is a messenger RNA of Amoebophrya sp. A25, 3009 nucleotides long. NCBI's taxonomy places the organism in Eukaryota, Dinophyceae, Syndiniales, Amoebophryaceae. The record is from the annotation of a GenBank genome assembly.